AUGAUCCCCGCAACCCCCAUGAGCUCCAACCACACGCGCAACCUCAUUGGCAUGAACGCCGUCAACGCCUGCCGCCUCAACGACACCAAGAACAAGCCCGGCUUCUGGUUUGUCCUGCAAGACCUCAGCGUCCGCACAGAGGGCACCUUUCGCCUCAAGCUCUUCCUCUUCGACAUUGGCGCCGGCGACGGCACAAACGCCACCGUUGCCGCAGACGGCCCCACGCGCGGCAAGGGCAAGUGCCUCGCCGUCAACUUCUCCGACCCCUUUACCGUCUAUUCGGCAAAGAAGUUCCCCGGCGUCAUUGAGAGCACGCCGCUGAGCAAGUGCUUUGCCCAGCAGGGCAUCAAGAUUCCCAUACGCAAAGAUGGCCCCAAGCUCCCUAAUCAAGCAGAGUAUGAUGCCGAUGAUUAA
Messenger RNA from Bipolaris zeicola 26-R-13, 414 nucleotides. RefSeq lists its product as uncharacterized. Lineage: Eukaryota; Fungi; Ascomycota; Dothideomycetes; Pleosporales; Pleosporaceae. Bases 1 to 414 code for a protein of 137 amino acids. The record is from RefSeq and is a predicted model, not a curated record. The transcript has a single exon.